Messenger RNA from Lodderomyces elongisporus, 2250 nucleotides. RefSeq lists its product as uncharacterized. The transcript has a single exon. Gene Ontology annotation, cellular component: membrane. Bases 1 to 2250 code for a protein of 749 amino acids. Lineage: Eukaryota; Fungi; Ascomycota; Pichiomycetes; Serinales; Debaryomycetaceae. The record is from RefSeq and is a predicted model, not a curated record.
AUGCCAUCUGCUACUACCGAAGACAAUAGACAAACCCAACACGACUCAUGGUUCGACCCAUUACCAUUGGAUGAAUACCUCGAGAUUAACAAGCUAUCUCGAAAAACUGUUCCCAAAGAAAGACCGGUCGACAGCACCGAUAAACUAGGAGAAUUGGAUAUCAGAUGCGGUCCGAUAUUGAGACUCGCAGGAACUUUGGAAAAUGGAAGCAAAAACUAUAGAGGUUCAAUCAUGUUGGUCUUGAAGGAUUUGCCAGAAACACACACACCACAAAUUACCUAUAAAAUUGGUCCAGCAGCAGCAGCAGCAGCAGCAGAAGAAGAAGCAGCAGAAGAAGAAGCAGCAGAAGAACAAAAUGGCUCGGCAACUAGAGGACCAGUUUCUGCCACAAAGUUUUCCACUGGUGAGUUCCCAGCCACCAAAUACUACGAAGAAGACGGCUUUUCCUUCUAUAGAUUCAACGUUGAGUUGGAACUAGUUGAAUAUGAACAAAAAGUCGAGUACUACAUUGACAAUUUCUUCAAAAAAUCAUUCCAAUUCUAUAUUCCCAGCUACGAAGAGAGUAUGAAUGUCAUCUCAUACUCCUGUAAUGGGUUUUCCUUGGCUUGCGAUUGCGACGAGUACAAGUCCUCACUUUGGCUUGAUGUAUUGAACAAGCAUGCAAAGCAACAUUACCAUGUCAUGCUCGGAGGCGGAGACCAAAUCUAUUGUGACGCCAUCAAAUUGCACUCGCAAAAAUUGACUGAAUGGCUAGAGACUAGCAACCCAGUAAAGAAACGGUCUGCUCCAGCAGACUCAGAAACCAUCAAGGAGUUUAGCAAGUUUUACUUGAAACACUAUAUGGACUGGUUUGGUAAAGGGUUCUGGACCGGUAAAAACUCUCGCGUCUUGGAGGCAUUGUUCCCCUUGGCAAUGUCACAAAUACCGCUGGUCAAUAUCUACGAUGACCACGAUAUAAUCGAUGGGUUUGGUUCGUACCACGACUCAACAAUGGCAGCACCCAUUUUCUCCAAGGUUGGAAACAUCGCCUAUAGAUAUUACAUGUUGUUCCAACAUCAAAUGAACCCCGACGAAGAGUUACACUCGAAAGAUCCAUCAUGGGUAUUGAGCAAGAGAGAUGGACCUUUUAUAAAGCAAAAGAAUCACUCGGUAUACAUGAGAUUGGGUAAAGAAAUUAGUCUUUUGGGAGUUGACUGCAGAACACAAAGAAAACUUAAACAAAUCAAUGAACCAGAAACCUACAAGAUCAUCUUUGACAGAUUGAAAAAAGAGUUGAGCGAUGAAACAAAUAAGGGAGAAACAAAACAUUUGUUAGUGAUGUUGGGUGUGCCCAUCCUAUACCCCCGUUUGGUCUGGCUAGAGACUUUAAUGAGCUCCCCCGUGUUUGCUCCAUUGAGAAAGUUGGCACAAAAGGGUGUUAUAAACAAGGGUCUUGUCAAUGAGUUUGAUGGCGAGAUUGAAGUCUUGGACGACUUGAAUGACCAUUGGUGUACAAAGAACCACAAGAGGGAACGUAACAAGCUCUUGAAGGAUCUCACAGAGUUUGGGGCCAAGAGAGGUGUAAGAAUUACAAUCUUAUCCGGGGAUGUUCAUCUCGGGUGUAUUGGAAGAUUAAAGUCUAAAUACCACCACCAUCCUCAUGCGCACUUGUUGGGUGAUCCUCAAGAAAUUCAACGUUUUAAUGAGAAGCUUAUAAAAUACCCUGAACACGACCCACGCUUGAUCUUCAAUGUUGUUUCGUCUGCCAUAGUCAAUGCACCACCACCAGAUGCAAUGGCAACUUUACUUAACAAGAGAAGCAAAAUCCAUCAUUUCAAUAGGGAUACAGAUGAAGACGUUUUGAGAAUAUUUGUGAAGGACACCGAUGGGAAACCACGUGACAACAAGCAGUUUUUGAACAAGAGAAACUGGUCGGACUUGAUAUUGGCCAAGCAAUCGGUCUUGUACAAAUCAAGAGCCAAACUCGAGGGAGACGAAGUUGAUAAUGCCGACGAGAUCGAGGCAGUCUAUAGAAAAUUCCCACAACCGGUGUUUGACGGUCAUGAAAGCGAAGAUUUGCUUAAAGACCAGAAACCAAAUGACAGAGAGAUUGAGUACCCGCUAUUUGCAAGUUCGUUGGUCACCACCUUGAGAGUGGAACAAGAUAAGAGUGAUGUCAAGAGUAAAAGUGUGGGAUAUGAGGUGUUUAUACCAAGGUUAAUUGGACACUAUGAGUUGGACAAUGCUCCAAUCAAGCACGUUGAUGUUUAA